AUGCUGCUGCACAUGAGCGCAGAUUAUCAUCACGUGGUUGAUGACUGUGAAGAGUCGUGGGUCGCGUGGGCGCGUUUGAAUACGCUGUACGGCGGGUCGCAGAAGGCUGGACGCAUCUACUUGAAGCGUCAGCUGUUCAGCAUGGAGAUGGCGGAAGGCGGCAAUGUGAUGCAUCAUUGCAAUGAGGUCCUCAACAUCAGCGCGAAGCUGACUAGCAUCGGCGCCAAGAUGGAGGACGAGGACGUUGCGAUCUGCUUGUUGCGCAGUCUCCCCAAGAGUUUCGAGAACCGGCAAGGUGACCAGACGACAUCGGUGAAGACUGAAGACGCGGCCAAGGCGUUCAGUACCGAGCGUGAACCGCACCAUUGCACGUACUGCGGAAAAUUGGGGCAUACGGUGGACCGAUGCUGGACCAAGCAGAAGGACGAAAAUCAAGGUGGAGCUCGACGCGGCGGCAACAAUGCUCGUGGACGCGGAGCCAACAACGUUCAGUGGCGAACCAACAACAACAACAACGACGACAACUACGAUCGAGUUGCGUUCGCGGUUUCGCUGGAAACUGGACUUUCGACGGGCAAGAAUAUGCCAGGGAUGUGGGCGGUCGACAGUGGUGCGACGCAUCACAUCUGCAACGACAAAGCCAAGUUUGCAAGCCUGAAUGAGCGAGAGGAAGGCGAACUAUCAGUGGCUGAUGGCAGCAAGGCUGCGAUCAAGGGUGUGGGAACCAUCAUGGAACGGGUGGUUCUGCCCAAUGGUGACGAACGCGACAUCGAGAUCAAGGACGCACUGUUCGUACCAAGCGUGAGCAAGAAUCUGCUUUCGGUGCCACAGAUCAACAAGGGUGGCAGGUUCCAAGUCGUGUUCGAUGGAUCCAAGAUGCAAGUGAAGCGCAAGAAUUCCACACAAGUUGCGGCAACAGCGGAUCUCGUCGAUGGACUUUACUGGCUGCGGACUCCUCAAUGA
Molecule: messenger RNA, 963 nt
Organism: Peronospora matthiolae
Lineage: Eukaryota; Oomycota; Peronosporomycetes; Peronosporales; Peronosporaceae
Source: the annotation of a GenBank genome assembly